Messenger RNA from Synchiropus splendidus (mandarinfish), 6173 nucleotides. It is a transcript of the gene znf318, whose product is annotated as zinc finger protein 318. Gene Ontology annotation, biological process: negative regulation of DNA-templated transcription; positive regulation of DNA-templated transcription. Gene Ontology annotation, molecular function: zinc ion binding; nucleic acid binding. NCBI's taxonomy places the organism in Eukaryota, Metazoa, Chordata, Actinopteri, Syngnathiformes, Callionymidae. The record is from RefSeq and is a predicted model, not a curated record. Bases 480 to 5882 code for a protein of 1800 amino acids. Gene Ontology annotation, cellular component: nucleoplasm. The transcript is spliced from 10 exons.
GGAAGCUCGCCCUUCGCUCUUGCUGCAGGGACGACUGUGUGGGCCACCUUCCUCUCUGAGCGGUCAGGGCCUGGCGCGCGGCUCUGCCUGACUCAGAUCAGGAGUAUUCACACCCGAGGGUCUCAGUGAAGCAGAGAGGGACGUGCUGGAGUUGAUCUCUAAAACAGGAGAAGACGCACCGCGUGUGCUUUCCUUCAACUGGGGUGUUCCCGGGCGACAGUAAACGCAGGCUAACAACCCGUUUCUACUGUCCCUACCUAAUGUGGAGAGAUGAAAGGUGCUGCAGUACCAGCGCCGUCCUGAUGGGGCAGCAACGAGCCAUUCAGUUCAAUAGUGAACCGAAGAAGAAAAAGCAACAUCCGUGUGUUCGUGGAUGAAGGCUCGUCUGUGGUGCACAGUGAAGCGCUGAAACGAAACCGGUGAUUCCCGCUGGCUCUGCUCUCCGUCCCCCUCCACCUCAGUGGCCGUAGCUGGAACAGAUGUACCGUGACCGGCCCCCGCUUCGAGGUGGCUACCGGCCGACGUUCGAGGGCCGAGGACCCCCGCCAGACAGGCCCUACAACGCUCAGCACUACGGGGACGAGCGGAACCGAGCGAGAAGCGCCUACUACCCGGUGCAUGCGGCGUACCGACGCUCGCCGCCGCCGCCGCGCCAGGGCUACCCGCCUCCCGGCUCCAACUGGUCCGGCGAUGCAUCUGGAGAGAGCUCGCCGUCGUCUCUGACGUCAGUUCCUGUGAACCACAACAUGGUCGCAGCUGUGGGCCACGAGCCAACAGGCGCACCCUCGGCCCUCCAUCCUGACCGCUAUGGUGGCCAUAGCGGAACACGCAAUUGGAGCAGAGACGGAAGCCCAGACCACAGUCGAGCAAAGAACCGUGGUCGCAGCAGAAGCCGUCCUGGUGAUGGUCUGGACCGAGCAAGGGCCAAGAGUCGUGGAAGGAGCAGAAGUCAGAGCCAGAGUCCAGAUAGAACCAAGGCCAAGCGCCGAGGGCGCAGCAGAAGCCGACGUCGCUCCCCGUCGAAAUCCAGAUCCAGAUCCAGUUCCAGAGGGCAGAGCCGCUUUAGACCUUCAAGUGGGAAGAGAAGACGAAGUCGCAGCAGCAGCCGCAGCAGCAGCAGCAGCAGCAGCCGCAGCAACAACAACAGCCGCCGCCGCCGCCGCAGCAGCAGCAGCUCCUCCAGGAGCAGCUACAGCUCGGACCACAGACACAAGGACAUGAAUCAGCAAAGGAGCGCGUGGUACCAAAAGGAAGUGGAGGAAAUUCAGAACCAACCUACCAAGUCCAUCCUGAAGAAACGCAUCAACCCUGGUGACUCACCCUCUCUCGCGGUCACGGGCUCGCCUCCUCAUUCUCAGCCCUCAAACAUGAACCAGUUUGCUGAGCAACUGCUUCAAGCUGUCAAAGGGAUGGAGCCUUGUGCUGUGGCGGACAUGUUGUCGCAGCUGCGCUCUGACCCCGAGAUGGCCCUUCGUGCUGACCUGGACGCUGAGAUCCGAGAAAUCCUCAGCCUGUUGGCUCCGCCCAGCAGUGCCACCACUCGGCUGGAGAAGGCCAGCGACAUCGAUGAUGAGGAGAAGUUUCUCUACGGGGACUGUGACGAGCCCCCGCCGGCGGCAGCUCCCGCCGCGCCCUUCCACCAGCAAGGGUUGGACCCGUACCGAGAUGUCACUGAGGAAACUCUGUACGGAGAGUCUUCCUCUCAGAAAGUUCAUGCUCAGUCUCCUCCUCCUCCUUUUGCUGCGGGUCAUCUCCACGCACCUCCCACCAGUGCUCCGGUGGAUACGGGAUUCCCUGGCACCGACAUCAAGCAGGAGGCGCCGCAUGCUGCGUCGUUGCCCACCAUUUCACGACAUGAGAAUGAUCGACAGGCAGAGGAAGAGUAUGAAAAGAUCCAAGACCUGCUGAAGACCAUCGGGCUGGACUUGGGUCUGAGUGAAAUCAGCAAGAUGGCAGCUAGGACAAAGGAGCGCUUGCACGGAAACAAGCCUCCGAAGACACCGACGCGACGUCGGCGAUACUCUUCAGGCAGCUCAGACAGCAGUCCCCGACGUGGGAGGCAGAGCCACAGCCGGAGUCACAGUGGCGACCGAGCAGCAAGCUGGAGCAGUGACGGUGCUCAUAAGAAGAGCAGUGAUCCACACAAGCCCCCUGAAUAUGUGAGGAGUGAUUGGAACCCAAAGAGCCUUCCAGCUCAAACCCUGGAAACCAACAGCGGACGCUCUCUGUGUCCGGGGGCGGUGCCCAACUAUCCCCCGCCGCAGGUGCACGCCAUCAUGCCUCCUGCCUUCCCGCCGUACGGCCCUUAUGGCAACUACCUACCCUACAUGCACCAGCAGUGGCCUCCUUUGCACCCGGGCCCUGCCAUGGUCCCCCCAGCCACCAUGACCCCAACCCUCAAAAUGACUCCACCACCAAAGGAUGACCUUUCAGAGAAGCAAAACAUGGAGAGUCAGAAACAGAAGGUUCUGGAGGAACGGGAGAAGCUGAAGUUGGACCGUGACGACAGAAUGAAAAAAAAGGAACAGCUGAUGAAGGAAUUAGAGAGCCUGAGGAAGCAGCAGGGCGAGCUGCUCAGAAAGAAGCGGCGGGAGAAGGACGGCCACAAAGACCCACUCUUGCAAGACAUCAGCAACCUGCAGGAAAAGUUGAUCUCUCAGAUCCACACCUUGCGGAAAGAGCACGAGGCUGCCGAGAAGAAGCGCAGUGAGAUUGACAAAGUGGCUCUGAUCCUGGGCCUGAGCCCGUCCGAUCGUCCGCAGCACGACCCCAGGUCUCCCCCAAAGCAGGAAGAAAAGAAGCCUGAGCUAAUUCAGGAAAUUCGCUGCAAAACCCCACCAAAGACCUUGAUCUCAUCUGGGCAAACAGCUGCAGCAAAUUCUGGAAAGGAUUCUGUCGCUGCUGAAGCUUCAGCUCCGUCUUCUGAGCCCUUUGAAUACUAUGAUGCUGGAAAUCAUUGGUGCCAAGACUGUAAUGUCACAUCAGGAUCCAUGUUUGACUUUUUCACACAUUUGCACAGCAAGCACCAUCGCAAGACUCUGGAUCCAUACAACCGGCCUUGGGUGUCCCCUGCCAGCAAGAUGGCAAAGGUUGUGCCACAGGAAGAGAAGCUGACCAAGCCAGCCAAAGGCUCGGAGUUCCUGCUCCCUGUCAGAGGCUUCUACUGUCUGCUGUGUAAGCAGUUCUACGGCGACGCCAUCUGUGCGGAAGAACACGUGACCCGCCACGCACACAACGAGCUCUACAAGAAAAUGACAUAUGAGAAUCAUCUCUACGAGCAGAGGAGGAACCUUGACCGUCAAGCCAGCCUCACCUCUGAUCACAAGAAACGCAAACAAGAUGACGACGACGGCGACGACAAAGAGGAGGAAGUCAAAGGGAGGAAGGACAAAAAGGAAAGAAAGGACAAGGAGCGGAAGGAGGAGGACGACAGUAGAGACGGCAAGUGUCAGGUGCAGUCUGGAGGCGCCUGUGCCUGGAGUGCAGUGGAUGAGAAGACCAGGUACAGACGAGAGGAGGAGGGACGCUCGAAGAGGAGUCGUGAGUCCCGGCACACCAGAGAGAAUGAACAGCUGUCGAAAGCCAAGCGUGAGGCCAAGCCGAGAUCAGACGGCCUUGAAAAGCCACCCGAGCCCGUGUUCAAGCCUUUCGAGGCACCAAAGAUCUUCUGUGGUCCCAGCCCAGCUAUGAGGGCCAAACUUCGCAAGCAGAAUAUAGAGGCCACUAAGCCAGCAGCAGUGCCAUCUUCUGCGCCGCCACCAUCAACUUUUGGAAAGUUUCAGUGGAAAAAAAAGGAGAGCCAGCUGACCAGGGAGGCUCAGAAAAUGGCCGCCCAGUUCAUUAAGGAGGAGGAGCUGGCGGUCAGAGACAAGGUGGCCCCCGCAGAGGAUGCUUUUUCCAAGUCCGUGGCUAUGGCAAAGGAAAUUGCUAUCAAGUUGGCAAGUCAAAGUACUGUCCCUGCACCGGCCCACAGGGGGAGAGGAAGUCCCCGUUUUCAAGCCUAUGGUGUAGGGUUGAGGCCGGGUUUAAUCCCAGGGAAACCUCCAGAUGUCAACAAAUCCAGUGAUUACGUCGCUCCAGAUCCGAAGACAAGCCCGCAGGCUCCUGCUGUCACCGCAGCGCAGCCUGUUCCAUCGGCAUUACAGCCAGGACCAAGCAGCGUUACCGCGGCGCCCACGACUGGGAGAGCCCCUUUCUCAGUUGCUGUCCCACCACCAACCAGUGUUCGGUCGCCCACAGCAAGUAUGCCCUCUCCCGCCAUGAGUCCGGCCACCACUUGCAGAGGGGUCCCAACAGCUUCCGUCUGUGCACCUCCAUCGCUGUCAGCCGCCUCUCCAGUCUUUAAAGCUCCACUGCCGGUGAACCGAAGCCCUUCUGUGUGGAAGCCUGCGCCGCAGCAGACCACAGAGGCUGUCUCGGAGGAGAACGGUCCCGACGUGGCAGCCCCAGGGGUUCCAGAGAGUGAGCAAGCUCAGGCAGUCUUUGUUAAGCCGCCGCCAUUCAUGAAUAUAGGAGCCGGCCCCCCAAAGCAAGAUAAACCAAAGAGGAACUUGGCUGCAGCUAAGGCUCAGGAUCUCUUUGGCAUUUUUUACAGCAGCCUUGGCCAAUCAGGGCCCUCCCUCAUCAAGCAGCCACCAUCAAAUGCUGAAAGUAACCUCAAGAGUCCUGUCGUGCCAGAGAUGGAGAGUCCAAGUCCCGCCUUAGUUACGGAGCCAAAGGCACCCAAAGUGUGUCUUACCUCAGACUCAAAAACACAUCACCGGCCGAUGUUCCCACAAGUGCGGGCUGGGUCUGUCGUCUCCUUGCAAGCCUCUGCAGAUGUUGAACCUCAGGCUGAGUCUCCACCAAAACCCGAGCAAUGCGAGGCUUCUUCUUCAGAUUCCUCCGAGUUGAAGCUCGACCCUCAAAAACCGUUCAAUGCCAUGGUUCUUCCACAAGUGCGGGCUGGGUCUGUCGUCUCCUUGCAAGCCUCUGCAGAUGUUGAACCUCAGGGUCUGUCUCCACCAAAACCCAACCAAAGUGAGGCUUCUUCUUCAGGUUCCUCGGAGUUGUUUUUUGAAUCUCCAGCACCUUCAGAACGUGAGAUUCCUGCACAUACUCUGACAGAUUCACCGAUUGCUUCUGUCAUCUCCUUGCAAGUCUCUGCAGAUGUUGAACCCCACGCCGAGUCUUUUCCAGACCCGAAGCAAUGUGAGUCUUCCUCAUCAGGUCCCGCCAAGAUGGAGUCUGAAUGUGCAACACCUUCAAAUCCUGAGGCUCUUCCACAUGCUCCGACAGACUUACAGAUUGCUUCAGUCUGGUCCUUGCAAGUCACUGCAGAAGUCGACUCUCUGACCAAGUCUUUCCCUGAACCCAACCAAUGUGAGGCUGCCUCCUCAGGGUCCUCCCAGGUGGAGUGCGACUCUCAAACAACCUUGAAUCCUGAGCUUCUCCCGGAGACUGUGACCUCUGAGCCUUCAGGCAUUCUGCAUUCAUGUCAUCAAAAUCAGGGGCCGAAGCAGGUAAGAACGCCAACAAAAAGAAAAGCCCGGGCAUCGCUUCCUGUUCAGCAGGCCAGAUCUCAAAGCAGGUACCAAACACGACAGCAGCAGAUGAAUAUAGAAUCACAAGUGGAACACGCAGAGCCCUCGCCAGCCUGUGUGCACGCCGACUGUGCCGUGCCAGACACUGGAGAGUUGCAUGAACCCGCCAUGAUGGCGCUGGACUUUGUUGAAAACCUAGAAGGUGCAACCUGUCAGAAUGACUCUCCUGACCCGAACUUGGUUCCUGUUGUGUCAAGUUCUGAGGACAUGAAGACUGAGGAAACCUCCGAGACAUUGGUCACAGCUCAGUCCCAGGACUUACCCCAAAACAUGGACUCCGAGACGUUGACUUUUGAGUAGGUUAGUAAGUCACAGGGAGAACGUAACCAUGAAUCUGGGGUCAUUCCAGAGCAGUUUUGUCACUGUCAUUGUUUGUACAUCUACAUGCUAAUCGUGAUUGUGCUUACUUUCUUUUCCUGUUAAUUAAAAAAAAAAUCACAUUCAGAAUGUUUUUUCUUUUGCUUCCUGAGAUGUAUUUUGACAUGACAUGUUUCCUAUUGGUGUUGUCCUGGUGUGCCCUUGGCUGCUCCAGUUUUGGAUCCUUGUGGCUGGCUCUCUUGUUUGUGUCAUGGUUUUAUUAUUAAAAAUGAA